AUGCCCAUGUCUGCCAUUCCUGUCAUCGUGACCGGGAUUUCCCCCCUCCUGUUGAUGGUUUUGACUUCUUCUUUCUGCUUUAACUUGGACACGGAGCAGCCAACAAUCUUCCGCAUGGACAGGCCUGGAUUUGGACACAGUGUGGUUCAGGCUUCUGAUCUGAUGGUGGGAGCCCCCCAGGAGAUAACUGCUGCCAACCACACGGGUGGCCUCUACAGGUGUGACUACCUCAGGGCCACUUGUAGACAAAUUCUCCUCCAGGUCCCCCAGGAAGCUGUGAACAUGUCUCUGGGCUUAUCCCUGGCAGCUGCCACCAGAUCUUCUCAGCUGCUGGCCUGUGGCCCUACGGUGCACCAGGCUUGUAGGGAGAACUUGUACUUAACUGGGCUCUGCUUCCUGAUGAAGUCUGACUUCUCAACAGUCAAGAUGCUCCCCAGUGACCUACAGGAGUGCCCCAGGCAAGAGCAAGACAUUGUGUUCCUGAUUGAUGGUUCAGGCAGCAUCAACUCUGACAAUUUUCGCAAGAUGUUGAUAUUUGUGAAGUCUGUGAUGAUGCAGUUCCCAAGACCCAGCUCUCAGUUCUCUUUGAUGCAGUUCUCCAAUGAGUUCCGUGUGCACUUCACUUUCAAGGAAUUCACAAAGGAGUCAGACCCAAUAAAACUUCUGGACAAGGUUUGGCAGCUGAGAGGCUACACUUACACGGCUACAGCCAUUCAAAGGGUCACACAACGUUUGUUCACUGCUUCAAAUGGGGCCCGAAAGGAUGCCUCCAAGAUCCUCAUCGUCAUCACUGAUGGGAGGAAAGAGCUUGAUUCUCUGAACUAUGAGGAUGUCAUCCCCCAGGCGGAGGCAGAGGGCAUUGUUCGCUAUGCAGUUGGGGUGGGAUCUGCUUUUAGAAGAAGAUCUUCACGCCAAGAAUUAGAGGCCAUUGCGUCAGAGCCCUCUAAUGAACAUAUAUUUCAAGUGGAGAACUUUGAUGCUUUGAAAGAUAUUCAGAAUCAACUGAAAGAGAAGAUCUUUGCUAUUGAGGGUACACAAACCACAAGCAGCAGUUCCUUUGAAUUUGAGAUGUCUCAGGAGGGCUUCAGUGCUAUGAUCACGCCUGAAGGACCAGUCCUGGGGGCUGUAGGGAGCUUCAGCUGGUCUGGAGGUGCCUUUUUUUACCCUUCAAGCAUGAGGCCCACCUUCAUCAACAUGUCUCGGGGAAAUGUGGACAUGAGGGACUCUUACCUGGGUUACUCCACUGAGCUGGCCCUUUGGAAGGGGAUGCAGAACCUUGUCCUGGGGGCUCCCCGCUACCAGCAUACCGGGAAGGUUGUCAUCUUCACCAAGGUGGCAGGGCAAUGGACACUGAAUAAGGAAGUCACAGGGACCCAGAUUGGCUCCUACUUUGGGGCCUCCCUCUGCUCUGUGGAUGUGAACAGAGAUGGCAGCACCGACCUGGUCCUCAUCGGGGCCCCCCACUACUAUGAGCAGACCCGAGGGGGGCAGGUGUCUGUGUGCCCUUUGCAUCAGUGGGGGGCUAGGUGGCACUGUGAGGAAAUUCUCCAAGGGGUUCAAGGUCAUCCCUGGGGCCGUUUUGGGGCAGCCCUGACAGUGCUGGGGGACGUGAAUGGGGACAAGCUAAUGGAUGUGGCCAUCGGAGCCCCAGGAGAGCAGGAGAACAGGGGUGCUGUCUACCUGUUUCAUGGAACCCCCGACCUGGGCAUCAGCCCCUCCCACAGCCAGCGGAUUGCCAGCUCUCAGAUCUCCUCCCAACUCCAGUAUUUUGGACAAUCACUCAGUGGAGGUCAGGACCUAAGCCAGGAUGGACUAAAUGACCUGGCUGUGGGGGCCCGGGGACAUGCACUGCUGCUCAGGACAAGACCUGUGCUCAGGGUGUUGCCAAAAAUUUUCAUCAACCCUCCUGAGAUUCCAAGAUCUGUAUCUGAGUGUCAGGAGCAAAUGGCCCCUGUCCAGACACUAGGGGAAGCUAAUGUCUGCCUUGAAAUUUACCAAAGUCCCAAGAGUCAGCUAGGUAACCUCCAAAGCUCUGUGAGCUUUGACUUGACCCUGGACCCUGGCCGUCUGAAUCCCCGUGCCAUCUUUGAGGAGACAAAGACGCGGAAUCUCACUCGUGUGCAAGUUCUUGGAUUAGGGCGUCACUGUGAGGUCCAGAAGUUGCUUCUCCUGGGCUGUGUGGAAGACUCAGUGACCCCCAUUAUCCUGCGUCUCAACUUCUCCUUGGAAGGGAAGCCCAUCACUUCUCACAGAAACCUCCGGCCUGUAUUGGCCAUGGAUGAACCAAGAUAUUUCAUGGCCUCUCUUCCCUUUGAGAAGAACUGUGGAGCUGACCAUGUAUGCCAGGAUGACCUUGGUAUCGCCCUUGACUUCCCUGGGUUGAAGACCUUGUUGGUGGGAAGUAAUUUGGAACUAAACAUAAAAGUAACUAUAUGGAAUGAUGGCGAGGACUCCUAUGGAACUGCCAUUACUUUCUUCUACCCAGCAGACUUGUCUUAUCGACGCGUGGAAGGAAUCCAGAAUCAGCUCCACAAACGCUCCCCACACUUGACAUGUGAAAGUUCCCCAGCUGGAAGCCAGGGCACCUGGAGCACCCGCUGCAGCAUGAACCACUUCAUCUUCCAGGAGAACACUCAGAUCACCUUCAUGGCCGCUUUUGACGUUUCUCCCAAUGCCAAACUGGGACACCAGCUACUUUUGAGGGCUAAUGUAAGCAGUGAGAAUAACACUCCCAGGACCAACAAGACCACUUUUCAGCUUAAGAUUCCUGUGAAGUAUGCUGUCGACACGGUGAUCAGAAGUCAUGAACAAUCCACCAGGUACCUCAACUUCUCGGCCUCAGAUAAGGAGAAAAUCUCCAUGGUUCAGCAUAGGUUCCAGGUGAGCAACCUGGGGCAAAGGGACCUGGCAGUGAGCAUCAACAUCUGGGUUCCUGUCGAACUGAAUCGCAUGGCUGUGUGGAUGAAGCCGGAGGUCUUUCAACUCCAGAACUCAUCUUUUCGAUGCUCUUCAGAGAGAACAGCACCUACAGAGACCAACUUCCUGACCCAAAUUCAGAAAAAGCCUGUGUUGGAUUGCUCCAUUGCCAACUGCCUUAGGUUCCACUGUGACAUACCCUCCUUCGGUAUCCAGGAGGAACUUGACUUCAUCCUGAAAGGCAACCUUAGCUUUGGAUGGGUCAGCCAGAUAUCACAGAAAAAGAUCUUGGUUGUGAGUGUGGCUGAAAUCAUGUUCGACAGAUCUGUAUAUUCCCAGUUUCCAGGGCAGGAGCCAUUUUUGAAAACACAGUUGGAGAUGGUGCUGGAACAGAUUGAGGUCUACAACCCCAUCCCCCUCAUCGUGGGCAGCUCUGUGGGAGGAUUGCUGCUGCUGGCUCUCAUCACAGCUGCACUGUACAAGCUUGGUUUCUUCAAACGCCAUUACAAGGAAAUGAUGGAGGAAGAAAAUGCACAGACUAACCUGGAAAACGCAACAUCAGAUCUCCAAGUGACCCAAUAA
Messenger RNA from Sorex araneus (European shrew), 3498 nucleotides. RefSeq names its product integrin alpha-X. Gene Ontology annotation, molecular function: integrin binding. Gene Ontology annotation, biological process: cell-cell adhesion; cell adhesion mediated by integrin; cell-matrix adhesion. The transcript is spliced from 30 exons. NCBI's taxonomy places the organism in Eukaryota, Metazoa, Chordata, Mammalia, Eulipotyphla, Soricidae. The record is from RefSeq and is a predicted model, not a curated record. Gene Ontology annotation, cellular component: integrin complex; external side of plasma membrane. Bases 1 to 3498 code for a protein of 1165 amino acids.